Labeo rohita (rohu) is the source of this 1174-nucleotide messenger RNA. RefSeq lists its product as uncharacterized. Gene Ontology annotation, molecular function: ubiquitin protein ligase activity. The record is from RefSeq and is a predicted model, not a curated record. Gene Ontology annotation, biological process: protein ubiquitination. Lineage: Eukaryota; Metazoa; Chordata; Actinopteri; Cypriniformes; Cyprinidae. Bases 201 to 698 code for a protein of 165 amino acids. The transcript has 4 exons.
AUUCACACUGACAACAGAGCCAGUUUGCUCUUAUUCACACACCCACUAAUUCUCAGUCAGAUGAGUUCAUCUCCAGACAAAGAUCUGUAACAGUCCAUACAGGGAACUGGAUUACGAGUCAUUCUUCUAGUACGCUAAAUCAUUUCCAGAAAACAAAACUACAGCAACAUCAGAUCAAUCAUCAGUUUCAGGUUUCAGCCAUGGUGCUAUUUGAGGAUCAGGAAUGUGGGGUUUGUUACCUGCAUUACUCCCGCAUCGAGCGCGUUCCCAGAACUCUCCACUGCAACCAUACAUUCUGCACCCCCUGUCUGGAGACAAUGGGGCUGCAUUACAGCGGCCUGCGCACCAUUCGCUGCCCCCUCUGUCGCCAGGUGACUUGUGUGGACCGUGGGCUCAGCUUGCAGGAGGCUCUUUUUGUCAAUAGCCAACUGUGGGACAACAUUUGUGAUGAGGAAGAGGAGGAAGAAGACAAGAGAGAGCAGGAAAAGGUGGAAGAGGGGGAAGUAAACGCUAAUAUGCAGGUGCGGCCCUCGUCACAGGCUAAAUGCUCAGUGCCAACACAAAACAGACCCAAACUCCGACUCCUAUCUUUCCUGAAGAAAAUUAGUUUUUCCAGGCAUCCCGAAGAGAGGAUUGUUCCAACCUGCAAUGUAGAAAUCAUGUCAUGGCGAAGGAUUUCAUCAGAAGAUAUUUUCUGAAAAGUGGGACGGACACCACAAACAAAGGAUUAGCAAUAGAAACAGUAGACUUUCACUGUCUGUUUUGCUGCUGUCAUUAAAAGUGUACGCCAUGCGCUAAUUACACAUGGCAUGCUGAAAAAGCAGGAGCAACAGUCAGUCCUGGGCAAGGUUGUUUAAACAAACCAAUCCCCUCCAUGUGCUUCCACAAAUGCAUUUUCCAUUUGAAUAGCCACAAGUCUGAAUCCCGCUCCUCCAUCUGAGGGGAACUUCUCAUUAGAUAUUCCACCCUUAAUCCGUCCCAGCUGCUGAGGCCGGAUUUGUUUCAGCUGUCCCAAGAGAGACAGGGUCCCAGAUGCGAAACAAGACUUUUGGAGCAGAUGGCAUCUUGUGAAACAUCACCCAUAUGUCUCAAAUGAACUGUUUUAAAUUAUGUUAUGCUUUGUUAUUUAUAUAAUUUAUAAUUUGUUGUAAAUUAAAAAAUUCUGAUUACUAAA